This is a messenger RNA of Suricata suricatta (meerkat), 591 nucleotides long. It is a transcript of the gene RNF222, whose product is annotated as ring finger protein 222. The transcript has a single exon. The record is from RefSeq and is a predicted model, not a curated record. Lineage: Eukaryota; Metazoa; Chordata; Mammalia; Carnivora; Herpestidae. The coding region runs from base 1 to 591 and encodes 196 amino acids.
AUGUCCGAAGGCGAGAGCAAGGACAGCUCGGGCAGCGAGUGUCCCGUGUGCUACGAGAAGUUCCGGGACCUGGACGGCGCCAGCCGCACGCUGAGCUGCGGCCACGUGUUCUGCCACGACUGCCUGGUCAAGUACCUGCUCUCCACGCGCGUGGACGGCCAGGUGCAGAGGACCAUCGUCUGCCCCAUCUGCCGCUACGUCACCUUCCUCAGCAAGAAGAGCUCCCGCUGGCCUUCCAUGCUGGACCGGAGCUCCCAGACCUUGGCUGUGCCCGUGGGCCCCCUGGCCGCCUCCCCGACGGCGUGGAGGCCGCCGAGCCAGGGCGCCCAGCCGCCCUCCGACCCGCCGCCCGGCCUGGCCCGGGAGCCGCAGGUCUUCGUCAUCAGCCGCCACGGGAUGCCCCUGGGCGAGCAGGACAGCGUGCUGCCCCGACGCAGCCUGGCCGAGCUGUCGGAGGCCUCGCCGGCCCCCAGGUCCCGCCGGUCCUUCUGCUGCCGCUCGCGGGCCCUGCUGCUCAUCACCCUCAUCGCCGUGGUGGCGGUGGUGGCCGCCAUCCUGCCCUGGGUGCUGCUGGUGAGGAAGCAGGUCUGA